AAUUAUUUUCUCUUAAAAAUGUAUUUCGAAGAUCAAUUAAUAACCUUUUUCACAAUAAUGAUUAAUGAGUAGUUAAAUUAAUAGUUUAUCAUUUUAAUCAGAAAAAAGGUAUAGUGUCAUAAUAAAAUAUCUUGAAAAACUCAUCUUACAAACUGGAAAUUUAUAUUUUCUGAUCAGUAAAUUAUUUCAUCAAAAAUAUCUCUAUAAUUAUUUACUAUAAAUCAGAUUGGACGGUGAAUUUAAAUUGAGAACUAAAGCAUAAUACCCUACAAUAUGGAAGAAAGUAAAAGUUAUAAAUAUGGAAUCAAAUCAACAUUAGCUCAAGUAAUUUUUUUUAAUUUAUUCAAAUAAUGCUCUUGAGGUAAGUGAUUUGAAGAAAAUAGUAGAUAGAUAUCAUGAAACGAAUUAAGUGGUGCUGGGCAGUAUCGGGAGUAUGGUUAUUACAAAUUGAACUUGGCAUGCAAGUUAUAACAUCCACUAUAGUUAUAGGUGCUUUAGAAAAUAAUGCAUCUAGAGAUGAAAAUGAAUUUUUGACAAUAACAAGCGAAGAAGCAUCUUGGUUUGGUAGUUUGUCAAAUUUGCUCACACCUCUGGGAAAUGUUUUAUCCACGCUUUUACUGGACCUACUUGGUCACAAGAAAUGUAUGAUAUUGGCAAAUAUGCCAUGCCUAGUAGCUCAGAUUAUGUUGUAUUUCGCUACAAAUGUAAAAAUAUUAUACGUUUGUUCAAUCCUAAUGGCUUUGAGCAUUGGGUUUAUGAGUGCCCCGAGUCUUGGAUAUCUCGGUGAAGUGUGCGAACCGAAAUUAAGAGGUAGCUUGUCAUCGACAAUGACCAUAUUCUACUAUGUGGGAACCAUUAUAUUGACAAUGUUGUAUAGUGUUACUAAGCAAUGGAGAUUGACGGUGAUAAUGUCUAUGGUGUUUCCAAUUAUAACCAUUAUUAUAUUAUUAACGAUACCAGAUUCUCCUAUGUGGUUAUUAGCCAAAGGAAAACAUUUAAAAGCACAUACAAAUCUCAGAAAAUUGAGAGGAAAUGUUUCAUAUGACAAAUGUGAAAACGAAUUUCAAGAAAUGAUUAGAUACAAUAUGCCUUCUAACAAUGACAAAUCGCACCAAAAAGAAAAUACAAAUACUUGGAAACAAUUUUUUAAACCUGCAGUACUAAGACCUUUUCGUCUUAUGAUGAUAUACUUCUUCUUCAAGAAUUUAUUGUGUGGAUUACCGUUAGUACCAUAUUUAGUAUCAAUAUUUAAUAAAUUUGGUGCACCUGUUAAUGUCGAGUGGACAAUAUCGUUUGCAAUGUUCCUUUCUAUAAUAGGAAGUUUAAUCGCAGUUUUUCUAAUUCCUAAAUUAGGCAAACGAUUUCUUACAUUAUUUACGUUAUCGGUUUGCUCCGUUUGCUAUAUAAUUAUUGGAUUAAUUGGUAUUUAUUGGAAAAACGCACAAUCAAUAACAUCAUGGACAAUACUAGUACUUUAUCUUACUACUAUUUUUAUUUCAUCAACUGGAAUAACGCCAAUCGCAUGGACACUUAUCACUGAAAUAUUUCCUGUAAAGUAUAAAAACAUUUUAUGCAACAUUUCUUCAGCAUUAUUCUAUGUGAUAACGUUCUUUAUGACAAAAUAUUAUCCAGAAUUUUCAAAUGUAGUGGAAUUUUAUAAUGCAUUUACUAUAUGUGGUAUUUUUGGUUUAUUUGGCUGUAUAUAUUUCUAUUUUUGUUUACCAGAAACCGAAAACAAAACAUUACAAGAAAUUACUGCAUUUUUUAAAAAUUAAACAAUUAAAAAUAUAAUAUAAUAUUAUCAAAGUGAUAAAUGUACUGAUUUUAUCAUAAAAGUUUUUUUUUUUGGGGGAAAGAGCACAUGAUAAUUUGUUGAUAAAAUGCUGCAAUAUUCAAAAAGUACAGGUGGUAUUGAAUAUUAAAUUUAAAUUUAAUUUGUAGGUAUUUUACACAGGUAAAAUUUAAAUAUUCAUUGAACUUAUUAUUAUUAUCGAUUAAAACAAACCAAAAAUUAAGGAAUUUUUGUAUACAAAUUUAAUGUUUAACAAUAUUCGACUUUAUUUUUUUAUGUAACUCAAAAACUAAUACCCAUAGAUACUUAAAAUGUUUACCAAAUGUUUAUAUUAUUAAAGUAUCAAAAUAUUUUGACUA
Messenger RNA from Rhopalosiphum padi (bird cherry-oat aphid), 2151 nucleotides. Its product is annotated as facilitated trehalose transporter Tret1-like. Gene Ontology annotation, molecular function: transmembrane transporter activity. The record is from RefSeq and is a predicted model, not a curated record. Gene Ontology annotation, biological process: transmembrane transport. Gene Ontology annotation, cellular component: membrane. Bases 396 to 1775 code for a protein of 459 amino acids. Lineage: Eukaryota; Metazoa; Arthropoda; Insecta; Hemiptera; Aphididae. The transcript is spliced from 8 exons.